UCUCCCUCUAUCUCUACCCAAUUCUACAAUGUUUAAUUUUUAGCUCUGCCUGUAUUUUAGCUCCUUCUAAACUGGACGUUAUUAGACUUCAUAGCUUAAUAUGCACUUAACUUUAAAAGAGUUAAUAGCUCUUUUAAUAAUCUUUUAAAGACAUUGUAGAAGUGUAUCUAGACUUAGCUGGAUUUUCAGUCUUUGGAGAAGUUGCAUCAUAUGAACAUCUGGCUCUUGCAGAUGUUUGAAGCUCAGAUACAUCACUUUGAAACCAGACGAGCCAAGAAGCCCAAGAACUCUGCUGUUGAUCUUGAUAUUUUUGUUCAAUGUGAAGUUCACAGUGCUGAUGUUAGUACCUUUAUCUCUUCCUUAAAGAGAGUAGCAGAGGAUGUGAGAACUAGCAGAGAAGACAAAGUGCCCUGGUUCCCUAGAAAAAUCCAAGAUCUGGACAAAUGUCACGAUCUGAUCACUAAGUAUGACCCCAGUUUGGACCAUCGUCACCCUGGAUACGCUGACCUGGAGUAUAAGAAACGGAGGGCAUUCUUUGCUGACCUUGCCUUUAAUUACAGAUCAGGUGACCCUCUGCCUCGCAUUGAAUACACAGCACAGGAGACUGCAACUUGGAGGGAAGUCUACAGGAAGCUGAGCAGCCUUUACCCUACUCAUGCCUGUACGCAGUACCUGGAUGCUUUCCAGCAGCUGGAGAAAUACUGUGGCUACCAAGAGAAUAACAUACCUCAACUUCAGGAAGUUUCCAGAUUUUUAAAAGAGAGAACAGGUUUCCAGCUGAGACCAGCUGCAGGGCUGCUGUCUGCUCGUGACUUCCUUGCCAGCCUGGCAUUUCGUGUCUUCCAAAGCACGCAGUAUAUAAGGCAUUUCUCUUCUCCUAUGCAUUCCCCAGAACCAGACUGCUGCCAUGAGUUACUGGGUCAUGUUCCCAUGCUAGCUGACAAGGAGUUUGCCCAGUUCUCGCAGGAUAUUGGACUGGCUUCUCUUGGAUCAUCUGAAGCGGAGAUUGAGAAACUGGCCACACUUUACUGGUUCACUGUGGAGUUUGGUCUCUGCAAGCAAAAUGGAUCGAUCAAAGCUUAUGGGGCAGGACUGCUUUCGUCAUAUGGGGAGCUUAUGUAUGCUUUAUCCAACAAGCCAGAGUACAAGCCUUUUGAUCCAGAAGCGACUGCAGUUCACCCCUAUCAGGAUCAAGCCUUUCAACCUCUCUAUUUCAUAGCAGAAAGUCUGGAAGAUGCCAAGGCCAAGCUUCAAAACUAUGCAAUGAAGAUCAAGAAGCCUUUUUCUCUGCACUACAACCCGUUCACCAGCAGCAUAGAGGUUAUGAACACACCUCAGAAAGUCAAGAAGACACUCUGUCAGAUGAAAGAGGAACUGAAAAACCUCUGCUUGGCCCUUGAAAACCUCUCUUAAAUCGACAGCAGUGCAUCUCAUCUGGCACUGAGAUACUUGUAGAGGGUUCCAGCACUUGAAGAUUUAGAGAAGAAGUUGUAGUUGCAUAUGAAAAUCUUUAAGCCGCAAAACAGCUCUGUUAAGCUAAUCUUUUCACUGUAAUUCAGGCUGCUGACUUAGCCACAGUAAUAAGUUCCUAAUGAGUAUAUUUCAAUGACAAGCAAGACCAAAGUACUCCAAUUUUUGGUAGGUGAUAUGAGCUACAGCUGUUUGGAGUGUGUUUAUCUGUUAUUAUUGGACCCUUACAGGUUUGUUUUUUUAUUCACCUGCCACCUUUUCAAGUUAUCUGUCACAGAACAGCACAGUAAUUCUUCAGCUACACAGUCUUUUACUUGCUGCUUUACUGACAUGAUCACAGUCUUUUAGGUUGGCUAGUUGCCUACUGUUAGCAGUCCUUGCAGUUAGCUCAUUUCUGUUAGCAAUUACUAUAAGCUAUUGUGCUCACAAACUAUGAAUGGUUCCCUUACAAUGUGCAAAUGCAAGAGCUUGUAAAAAGAACCCUUCACUUCCACUCACUAUUUAUUUUUUAGACACUCAUUUCAUUCAGCAGCCUUCAAAUAUGUCAAAAUAAUUUCCUGUCAUAUUUGACAUCUCAGAAUGUUUGUCCCUUGGCUAAAAAAAAAAAAAAAA
Messenger RNA from Strigops habroptila (Kakapo), 2082 nucleotides. RefSeq names its product tyrosine 3-monooxygenase-like. Gene Ontology annotation, biological process: dopamine biosynthetic process from tyrosine. Lineage: Eukaryota; Metazoa; Chordata; Aves; Psittaciformes; Psittacidae. The record is from RefSeq and is a predicted model, not a curated record. Gene Ontology annotation, molecular function: iron ion binding; tyrosine 3-monooxygenase activity. The transcript has 11 exons. Gene Ontology annotation, cellular component: cytoplasm; perikaryon; axon. The coding region runs from base 211 to 1413 and encodes 400 amino acids.